Messenger RNA from Labeo rohita (rohu), 1598 nucleotides. RefSeq names its product CD209 antigen-like protein E. Lineage: Eukaryota; Metazoa; Chordata; Actinopteri; Cypriniformes; Cyprinidae. Gene Ontology annotation, biological process: biological process involved in interspecies interaction between organisms; immune response. The transcript is spliced from 7 exons. Gene Ontology annotation, molecular function: carbohydrate binding. Bases 41 to 802 code for a protein of 253 amino acids. Gene Ontology annotation, cellular component: external side of plasma membrane. The record is from RefSeq and is a predicted model, not a curated record.
GUCAAAUUUCAGUAGACACAUCUUCUGUUAGGCUCAUGAAAUGGAUCCAGUCUACGAAAAUUCUAGUUUCAUACUUUCAACAGUUUCUUCAGGUGAAGGACGCUCUCAGUACAAAGAUAAAUCCACUAAAGAACAAGAAAGCGUAAGAAAAGUGACUUCCCCAAAGUGGACUAAAGUCCUUCUGAUUGUUCUGGGUUUAUCUCUUGGUUUGGCUCUCGGAGGUCUUUGCGCUCUCUGGAUGCUUUAUGUCAGUGUUUCAGUGCAACUGUCUGCCAAGGAAACUAACAGCAAAAUCAUGGCAAGAGAGCUUGAGGAACUUACAGCCAAUUACACCAGAGUUAGAGAACAACUGUCCUUUUUUGAAGGAUUUACAGCUCAUACUUUGAACUGUGAUGUGAGCUUGACAGCUUUUCAUGGGAAGGUGUACUUCUUCAGCUGUGAUAAACUGAACUGGUCACACAGUCGUGCUUUCUGUGUUUCAAAAGGAGCUGAUCUGGUCACCAUAAGCAGCCAAACAGAACAGAGUAUUCUGGUUUCUAAAAUUAAAGAAGCUCACUGGAUUGGCCUCAAUGAUCUGGAAACUGAAGGACAUUGGGUUUGGGUGAAUAACCAAACUCUCAACGAAACUGGAGUACAGUUUUGGCAUCUGAGGAAAUCUGGAAAAAGUGAACCUGAUAACUGGAAAAAAGAAGACCCCACUGGAGAAAACUGUGCAAGUGUACAAAAUAUGGACAACAAUUUAAACAGCUGGCUUGAUGGUUCUUGUAAACAACAGAAAAAGUUUAUCUGUGAAAUUAAGUGAUAAUUUACUUAAUAACUUGCUUAAUAAAAAAGUUUUUCAUGAGACCUGUGUCUUGUGACAGAUGUUGUAUAAAAUUAAAACUGCAUUAUGUUUUCCUUCAGUGAAGUGUAUCCUUACUUUUUGUCUUUUUUUCUUCAAAUCUAGAUGUUCUAUGCAAAACAAACAAACAAACAAAAAAAAAACUGUAACUGCUUUUGAAAAUGUAGCAUUUUAUAUUGAUAGCACACUCAUAUUCCAUUAAAUAUGUAUACACAAUGCAUUGCUGUUAGAAAGUAGCUUUGACAAGGAAAAUUGUUGUUGUUGCAAAUGUUGCAGUGGCAGAUGAAUAUGAAUGAUUUAAUACUUAAGAUGUUGAAAACAUACCAUGUUCACAGUUUAGUCCACUGCAAGUUCUAAUAUUUUACAGCCAAAAGGAGUGAUAUGAGAAAAGGGGCAGACCUCAAUGUCCUGCAAAGGGAUACAGCCUACAUACAGCCUACUCUGAUAUACUGCUAUAGAUAGCAUAUAUGGUGUGUACCAGUGUGCAAAAUUUAUUUGGAUGACGUGCUGUAUUUGUUAAAAGCCUUCACAUGCAACAGUUUAAGAUGGGCUCUUAAAUGCCCUGUUAAUUUUUCAUUUUCAUGUUGCUUUGAAUAAAAGAGUGUAAUAAAUGAGUUAAUGUAAUGAAUGAUGUUUUAUUAACAAGGUUCGGUAGGAGCGCGUCAGAUACCUAGCCUAACUGUGCGUUCACACCGGCGAGAGUGUCAAAAUUCGCUCUGGCCGCCCUGCCAACAACGCUGUAGAAAGAUUCGUUGAC